AUGUCGGAUUUAUCGAAGGAUAUAUCUAAGGAUUUAUCGAAGGAUUUAUCUAAGGAUUUGUCUAAGGAUUUAUCGAAAGAGGAAUCGGUUCAAAUCAGAGAGGUUUGGAACGAUAAUCUCGUAGAGGAAUUCGCGUUGAUUCGUGAAGUUGUUGAUGAUUUCAACUAUGCAGCUAUGGAUACAGAGUUUCCUGGUGUUGUUCUUCGUCCUGUAGGUGUUUUCAAGCAUAUCAAUGAUUUUAACUACCAGACUUUCAGAUUCUCUACCUCAAGCUCUCGAUUCGAUUCCUCUUCAGAUUUGAUUCGAUUGGUUAACAAUUCUCUUGAAAUGUCGAAUUUAUCAUCGAAAGGCGAUUCGGUUCAAAUCAGAGAGUUUCCAGAUGCUGUUCUCCGUCCUAUAGGGGUUUUCAAGCACAUUACCGAUUAUAACUACCAGACUUUGAAGGAUAAUGUUGAUAUGUUGAACCUGAUUCAGUUAGGUCUCACUUUCUCUGAUGAGAACGGAAACCUACCUACUUGUGGCACUGGGAAUCCUUGCAUCUGGCAGUUUAAUUUCAGCGAAGACCUCACUGGGAUUGACGGGGACCAGUACCAAUUCGGCAAGCUUCUUAUGUCUUCUGGAAUGGUUUUGAAUGAUAACAUAAAAUGGAUUACUUUCUACGGUGGAUAUGGUUUUGGUUAUCUGCUGAAGCUUUUGACUUGCAGAACUUUGCCGGAUAGGCAAACGGGGUUCUUCGAUUUGAUUAACAUUUAUUUUCCAAUGCUUUAUGAUAUCAAACAUUUGAUGAAAUUCUGUAACGGGAUUCAUGGUGAUCUGAACAAGCUUGUGGAAUUGUUGGAAGUUGAAAGGGUUGGUGUUGACCAUCAAUCUGGAUCCGAUAGUUUUCUUACUGCUGGGGCGUUUAGAGAAUUGAGUGAUACUUUCUUCAAUGGCGAAACGGAGAAGUAUUCAGGUGUGUUGUAUGGAUUAGGUGAUGAGACUGACUAA
Messenger RNA from Vicia faba (fava bean), 987 nucleotides. Lineage: Eukaryota; Viridiplantae; Streptophyta; Magnoliopsida; Fabales; Fabaceae. The record is from the annotation of a GenBank genome assembly.